GUCUCAAGUAAGGGUAUCACUGCUUCACUGCACAGGAAUGUCCUGUCAUGGGGUGUGUGGCGGGGGCAAGAGGAGAAGGAGAGUGUGCCUCUUCAAGCAGUAACACACUCACACUGCAGAUAAGUGGAUCUUACAGUGGAGUUUCCAACCUGUUCAUUCUGCAAGUGUCCCAGAUGAGGUGGGAAGAAGUCCAAAGUCAGCAUUUUCUCUCAUCGCCAUGCAGCCCAGAGGAUUUUGCCAUCACUUUCCACCCCACAGGACCCUGUGUGUCCAUUCACUCCAACACAACCUGUGAAGGUAACAAUUCCACCAAAACUACCAGAAACUUUUGGUGAAAGCGCUUCAUCCAUACCGAGCACAAUGAGAGUCUCAAACUGCCAACCGGACGUGUGCCGACAAAAUCCUGCCAUCGUGACGCCAAAUGAGUUCAGACAGGCCUACUCAGCAGCCGAUGGAUUGGCAAUGAAGGAUCAAGGAAAGAGGAAAGUACAACUUGUACAAUGCAGACUGAGCUACACAGAGAGCGGCAGGAAGCAGGAAGAGUUAGGUGGCACAUUAACAAACCUAUCCUCACAGCCCUUCUUUCGGUCUUGUAUCCAUCUUGAGGUGCCACUAAGGUCCACUAGCUCUGUUGUGUUUUUGGACAAGUCAUUUUCCAUUUCCCUUGUGGACCUAGAGGGAAGAAGAGCAGGUCAACCAAUCUUGUACAGGUCCACCGUGUCUGUUCGCCUUGGUGUCUCAUACUGCUGCAGAUCCUCUACAGAUAACAAACCAGCCAAAAGUAAUGAGGGCUAUGUGAGGCCCAGAGCGUCCAUGUUGGGCCAAAACAAACACAAUGGCCGUAAGAGUGGUUUGGGUCACUGCAGAAGCCCUCUAUCAAAGCCCAGGGACUACAAGGUUGAGCAAAUGGCCCGCGUUCAUGGUGUUAACAGCAAGGUUGGUGAUUCAGACAUGCAGCGCCAUAGUACUACUUUGGGAUUAUUAUCAUUCAGAGGGCCAAGCCCCUCAAACACAAAGGCUGGCAGGCAGAAGGGGAAUGCAGAUGAGGCAGCCUUCCCUAUCACUGGCAAUUUCAAGCACAGGCAACACACUUCCAAUAUUGCCCCAGUGGAAUCCAGAACUUGGAGCAAGCAAGCAAGGAAUGACAAGACAGAGGAACGACAAGAACAUGACUGUUCCUCAGAGCCUCAAAACGUCUCUGAUAAGAAAUGUCAUUCCCGACUGAAGGCUGAUUCUCUGGAAGGCACACUCAAGACGCUCAGCCUCAAAGAGGCUUUGGAGCUCUUCAGGCCAGACUUCAUCAGUCGAUCUCAGGGUCGGGUGAGGAAGUUGGAGCAGAGGGCAAGGAGAAGGAGAACGGCACAGGACUCCAAUCCAGGCCUGGUGCGGAGCCUCAGGGAGGAUCGAGGCAAACAAAAGAAGAACUGCACCACUCCGGAUCCACUUAGUGAUAACCUUUUCAAGCCUGGGGAGAGGUCUAUAUCAGACAGAGAGAUGCAGCUGAGGUCCAGACGGAUUUACAACAAGCUGCCGGAAGUAACAAAGAAAAAGGAGGAGGAGAAGAAGAGAGCUGUAUCACAAACCAACAGAUUGCGAGUAGACGUCUUUAAAAAGAGACUUCUGGACCAGAUCCUACAAAGAUAAAACGCCAAAAAGCAAUUGGGGUUAAUUCACUGACUAUUCUUCACUUUUGUCCAUGUAUUUUAAAUCUGACUUUGUAUUAAAUUCAGUUAAUCUUCUAUUUAAAUCAUUCCCAUGCCUUUGCAUAUAUUAAUUGUAUUAGGCCUCCAUUUCUGUUUAAUAUGUCGUAUCUUUGCUCAUUGCAACAGAAAGAAAAAUUGUAUUUUGCUGAUAUUGCAAACAAGAUUUUGCAGUUAGUUUUUUCUUUUUAUUUGCAUCGGUGUUAAUACAUGUGAUUUAAUUAGACAUGUAACCAUUUCAGUCAAUGACAUAAUGGCAGAUUAUGACAAAAGUAUCAUUUUAGUUGACCAAAAUUAUACUAUACUAUAUGCAAUGUCCAAGGCAUAUGGUAAUAAGUUAUUGGUUUUGUGUGCAGACAUUGACAAAGCCCAACCUUCUCACCUUGUUCUGCCAACACACUAUACACACAUAAUGAAAAAUGAAGAAAGGUUUGAUUGUUGACAUAAUAAAGCAAUGAAAUUGUAAUGUUUUUUCCACUCAAAUUAACAGUGAUUAAACACAAUACAGAUUAAUCAUA
Molecule: messenger RNA, 2218 nt
Organism: Etheostoma spectabile (orangethroat darter)
Lineage: Eukaryota; Metazoa; Chordata; Actinopteri; Perciformes; Percidae
Biological process (GO): regulation of centriole replication
Cellular component (GO): cytosol; centriole; centrosome
Molecular function (GO): microtubule binding
Source: RefSeq, a predicted model, not a curated record